This is a messenger RNA of Folsomia candida, 1924 nucleotides long. RefSeq lists its product as uncharacterized. The transcript is spliced from 6 exons. Bases 229 to 912 code for a protein of 227 amino acids. The record is from RefSeq and is a predicted model, not a curated record. Gene Ontology annotation, molecular function: N-acetyltransferase activity. Lineage: Eukaryota; Metazoa; Arthropoda; Collembola; Entomobryomorpha; Isotomidae.
GCAUCGCAUAGUACACAACUUUCACUGAACUGGACUGGAGACUACCUCCGUAGAAAAUAUAUACGCGGAGAAAGCAGCUUCACAGUCCAAUCUUCUUCUCUCAAUCAACUUUCAUCUCCUUGUGUACACAAAUUGAGAAAGAAUAAUAAUGUAAAAGAAGUCCAGGGUAGGAAAGCAAUAUUCUUCUCCUGGCUUCAAAGGGAGGACUACUUAUCAGAAGAAAGAAAAAUGGAGAUCACGUUGGUUGACGAAUUCACCAGCGUGGCGGAGGGGGAGUGGGGCGAUUUUAUCUUCAGAUUGGCUGAUACGUCGUACUACCCGAUUAUCUUGGAUCAUCUGAGGGACACCUUGUACGUUGACGAGCCACUGAAUCGACUCGCUGGAAAUUCCCUCGCCAAACAGAGUGAGCUGGAUUACUUGGCGAUACAGUUUAUGGAGGAGAAUCUCUCCUUCUUUGCCAUCCAUAAGCCAACGAAUCGUGUCGCUGGGGUGAGAAUCAUGCGGGAAAUGACGCGUGAAGCGAAAGCCCCAAAUAUGGAGGCGUUCCAGUCGCUUGAAUUGCAUAAAAUGAUUCCAUUCUGCCUCAGUAUUCAGGAAGAUUGCAAGGUUUUUGAUAAGUUGGGGGUCGAGGAAAUGGUCACCUUUGUGACGAUCUCGGUGGACAGGGAAUUUCGUCAUCAGGGUCUCGGAACGGAAAUGUAUCGCAGAUCGAUCGCACUCCUGAAGGAGAAAGGUUAUCAUGCUGUCGAUGGGUGUUUUACGCAUCCGUAUGCACGCACGAUUGGCGAAAGGCUGGGGUUUGUGGAGCUCGGAAGAGCAUACGUUAGUCAGUAUGAGGAUGCAAAUGGGGUCAAAGUAUUUCCGGAUGCGGAACCGGAAGACUUCGUCAGCCUGAUGGCACUUAAAUUUUGAAAGUUUAGUCAUUAUACUUACAAACAUAUUAUGACCCCUUCUGAAUCUCAUUACCCUUUCGUGCCCAAACUUGAAACAAUCAAAUGCAAAAACGUGCAAAUAUUUCUGAAUUUUACGAAAAACACAGCGAUAAUUGAUAAAUUUUCUCCCUUAAAGGCAGACAUCUUACUGUAGAAAAUUUGUAGAAUUUUUGCAGUAGGUUGUACCACCUAGACAUUUACUUGAGAUAGACAUGUUCAUUUGCAGCAAUAAUAAUAAUAAUGCAUUGAUUUUUUGCCUUUAAUAGAAACUAGAAUGAUAAGUGCUUAUCUACAAAUCAAGUUGCCUCUAUUUAACACAUAGAAUUGCACACCUUGCUUGAUUUUUCCAACAACUGCCCUAACAUUGCCUGCAAAAAAGUAUGCAAAUAUGUACAUAUGCAAAAAUAAUAAUGUCCCUUUGCUAAAAGAACAAACCUUGUUAUACUCAUGAGUACAGUACAGACACCUGUCAAGAUAUAUAUGCAAAUCUGUAAUUAAUGUCCAAUUAACUAAGCAAAUAAUUAACUAACUUUCCAAUAAUUAAACUGACAACUACCUAAGUACAUACUUUUCCACUCUACUAUCAAUGAAUUGAUAAUUUAUGAUGAUGACGAAGAAAUAAUUGAUAAAUUUCUGACCACUUUCAAAGAAUUCGAAUUUCAAACCGAUUCAGUAUUAUUGCUGAGGAAGAAAAAAAACUUGCCUCUUUUAUCUUAAUCUUAAUCUUUGGCUGUCUAUGCACCUUUUAAACGGGACUUUCUCCAGUCUGGAAAUGUAAUAACAAUGCAACAAAGUAGCUUUCAUUUAGAUAAUCACAAUGUUCAAAUAAAUAUUGAAGAGUAAUAAUUGAUGUUUGUAGUUUAUAAUAUGUAGGAGAUUGAUGAUAUGCUUGUUCAAAAAUGUUAAUUGUUAUUUAAUUAUGCAUUAAAAUGUAAAAAAAUGGAUGGAGGAAAGCAAUAAAGAAAAGCAAAUACAACUUGUUGGAGAAACGA